AUGGCCUGUCUGGUGCGAGUGCCGUGUGAAAUGGUCAAGCAGAAUAUGCAAACCACCGGGGGAACUACCGCCGCCUCGGUAGUCAAACAGAUCAUCACCCGCCAUGGUAUCACAGGGCUGUGGCGUGGAUACCUGUCCACUAUAGUGCGUGAGGUGCCCUUCUCCAUCAUUCAAUUCCCGCUGUACGAGGCUUUCCGCUCACAAAUAGGCAAACAACAGGACGGAAGAGUUGAUCCCUGGCAAGGGGCCCUGUGUGGGUCAAUGGCCGGCGGUAUAUCGGGUGCGCUUACCACACCGCUGGAUGUGGUGAAGACCAGGAUCAUGCUGAGCCAGGGAACCGGUGCUACGGCAUACACCACCAUCUCAGGAACAUUCUCGCGGAUCUUAGCCGAGGAGGGACCGAAAAAGUUAUACGCUGGUGUUGUUCCGAGGACCAUGUGGAUCACGAUAGGAGGCUUUGUUUUCUUCGGCGUGUAUGAAAGCGGCAGGAAGUUCCUUGCGCCCAUUUUCCCUUAAGUGGUCAUGCAUGCAUCCUGGUAGUAUUCUUAGUGGUGCAUAGUUAGAUUGCUUGUUCUCGGCUUGGAGUGCUACCAGUAGCUCUGACGAGUCCAAGUUGCCGCGCACACAUCGACUAGUACGGCCGUACUUAUCAGUCUUUAAUUAAGAGUUCGGUACUAUAUUUAGCGUGCGGUCUAUAUUUAGAACCCCGUUGAGCCGAGGGGGAUGUAAACCAAGCUUUGCAAAGUCACGGCCACUGUCAGAUUUGCACAUAAUCUACGCGAGCAUUCUACUUGUGUAUGUGUAGCAUUUCAUCGACGACAAGGGUGUAUUAGUAUACUAUAUGUAGAUAAAUCUGUGUGCUCGUGUCUAUGUAUAUAUAGCAUGUCUAUAUAUAUGUAUAUAUAUAUAUAUUUAUAUAA
Messenger RNA from Sphaeroforma arctica JP610, 920 nucleotides. RefSeq lists its product as hypothetical. Gene Ontology annotation, cellular component: mitochondrial inner membrane. The transcript has 4 exons. Gene Ontology annotation, biological process: transmembrane transport. The record is from RefSeq and is a predicted model, not a curated record. Bases 1 to 516 code for a protein of 171 amino acids. Gene Ontology annotation, molecular function: S-adenosyl-L-methionine transmembrane transporter activity. NCBI's taxonomy places the organism in Eukaryota, Ichthyosporea, Ichthyophonida.